UGUGUUAUAAAAUGCUGUUCACUCAGAAGCGCGUCAGAUGAAAUGAAAGAUGUCUUGCUCUUACAGCCUGGAAGUCCUUGGUAGUGUGAGACAUAUUGGGGUUAACAUGUUCAGUGUUUUGUGUGUGGUAAUUUGUUUGGUGCGAGUGAAGUAUAAUUUAAUCUCUGACCCAGGGAAAAGUGUGGUGUGGCCGGUGGAGGAGAGAAUAUAGGCUCGCGCUGUGUCCGAUUUUCUUUUUCUUGUCUGGCUUGGUCGGCUCGUUUUGGUUUUAUCAAUAAAGUUUGAUCAUCGGCCAGUGAAAGCUCUGUUUUCCUUCACGUCAAUGCCGAAAACCCUAUACCGAAUGCAGGAUUUUCCGGUAGUGUUGGGUGUAGCUUAGAAUUUGGGGAACGUCCUACAGGAAGAAACCACAUGGAUUCGGAGCUGUGGAGCAGAGUACUUGUCUGAAAGAGCUCAUGGCAAAGGUUCACUGCAGGAUCCAGUUAAGAACACAAGAAAGGUUCCAAGCAAGAGGAGCCAUUUGACCCAUCUAGCCCGUCGGGUAAGUGAAUCGGGAGAACGGUCUCAACGUUGUGCUAACCUAGCGGAGUGCACCAUCAGCUCAGGUGACGGCAUGGCAGGGUAGAGUUCAGGAUGUCAUCGCGAGCCAAUCACAAGACAGCAGCCCCGGCAUUGCUAGGACAUUCCCCAGGAUUUGUGCACUCUUCGGCAGGCAUGGAGGCCACGCAGGCGCCUUCCCUGCUCCAGAAUCCCCAGCUGAAGCAGCGUGUUUUCACGGGGGUGGUCACCCAGCUACAGGACUACUAUGGCAUGGUGGAUGAGGAGGUGCAGUUCCAGAUGAGUGUGGUGAAGGGCCGGCUGCCCCAGGUGGGCGAGAAGGUGCUGGUGACUGCAGUGCUGGACCCGGCUGUGUCCCAGUCCUGGACUGCACAGAAGGUGCAGGCACUCAACAGCCAGCUCUUCUUCAAAUCUCCGCCCCCCCUGUUGCCCUCCAUGUCGAGCGGACAGAAGCAAGGGAUCCUGGGAAACAAGCCCCGACCACUCCUGCAAGAUCCCAUGAUCCCCCCGCUGCUGCCCAGCAUGCAACAGGCCACGCCGAAACCUGGCUUACUGCAGACGCCCUCCCACAUGCCUUCCUGGGGGGGGCACUUUGAGCCGUGGACGGGGGGUAGGAAGAGGCACAGCGAGGGGUCGGGCCGGAGGGGGUCGCGCUGGGAGGAUGGAGGCUGGGGGGGCGACAGCCAACAUCAGAAGAGGCGGAGGUGGCGGGGGACACAGGAGGAAGGGCCCCAGAAGAAAACCAACGUCCGGACACCUCGAUACUGGCCCCUCUUCUCCCGGUUCAGCAGGGACAGCUCAGCGUGUGAUACAAUGGAGGUUCUGCGCCGUUACCCCCAGCUCAGCAUCCCGGACGCCUUCUUCCACCUGCGGCUUAGCUGGGUCGACACCUUCCCCCCUUCCCGACCUUUGACCCUGGGGUACCCCUGUCCCUUCUACCAGGGCAGCCCGCAGCCUGAGGCCGAACUCACUCACCCCACCAGUACCAACACCACCUACAGCACCAAGGUGUUGCUGCUGUCCAUGCCCAGCCUGGAGGAGAUCUACCGGCAGUGCUGCUCUCUGUCGCAGGACAACAAGGAGCCAGCAGAGGGUGCUGUCCACCCCACGGCCCUCAUCAAGUUCGUGGUGGGGAUCCGGGGCGGCGAGGAGAGGUGGAUCGGGGGACCCUGGUCCCCCUCAGAAGAUGGGGCGAACCCGGCUAAGGAGCCCCAGGUUCUGGUGCGGACCGCAGUGCGCUGGGCCCGGGAGCAGGCAGGACUGGACCUGAGUGGGUGCUCUCAGUGGUUCAAGCUGGCGGAGCUGCGCUAUCUGAGGGGGGGCCACGUGGAGACCACGGUUUUCUUCCUGCCCGAUGUCUGGCACAGCCUUCCCGGGCGAGCCGAGUGGGAGGCUUUGCGAGCGGUGCCGGAUGCCGGGGCAAACAGUGAUGCCACUGAGGGACAUGAGCAGCAGUGUGAGACUGAGCCAGCUGUGACCCCUCUCCCCGAGGAGCCAGGCUUGGUGCUGCGGCCUUGUGAGGGCUUGAGUCUCACACCCCUCCCGCUCGCCGCCCUGCUGGAGCCCCGCAACAGCACCUCCGAAGAAGCUUUCGAGGUGGGGCUGAUGGCAGAGCUCUUCAACGAGAUACUGCAGCGGGAUUUCGGGCUGCAGAUUUACCGCGCGCUGAGCGCCAUGCCCCCAGGCGCUGGAGAGGGGCGGGAGAGAGAGGACGUUGCCAUGAAGGAGGAGAAGCCGGGCAAAGCAGAGAGCGGGUCUGGGAAGAAGGCAGGGGGAGAGAGGAGGACCCGGCGGAGGAGAGGCGGGAAGGAGCGAGAGAGCACAGAGGACGAGGAGGAGAAGACGGACGAGGAAGAUGACGAGAAGCCAGAAGAGGGGGAGGAGAAGACCGCAGAGAGCGUGAUGACGGUAGAGGAGGCAGAAACCAAGUCAGCUGUGUCCAACCAUUCUGAAGAGCCUGCCUCCAAAGAUGCGGAGAGGCCUCCGGGCUGGCAGGCCAUGCAGCCCCCCUUUCUGCUCCUCUCCUUCCUGUAUUUCGACCAGCAGCUGAGUGGUCAGCUGGCGGAGCGCGACCUGGAAGAGAUCCUGCACUCCCUGGGCCUGCACUUCACCCGUGCACAGGCGAGGGAGCUGGUGAGCAGAGCUGUGUUGGGGGGGGUGUGUCGGUACAGGACGCUGGCAGCACGCUGGGAGGACACUGACCCCUCUGACCCAGAGCCCCCUGGAGAUGAUUCCAACUUGCAAGGGAAUCGGGCCUUGUUGCCAGGUAGCGGUGGGAAGGCUGCCAGCGGAUCGUCGCGGCGAUCGGGGACUGGGAGCUCGGAUGUCGUCACCCACAGGGGCACGGUGCUCAACAUUGCUAACCUGCUGGCCAGCCUGGAGAAAGCAGAACGCACCCGGGUGUGGCUGGAAGACCGUGUCGCUAGACUAGCGGAGGUGGAAGCCCGGGAGGCGAAACGGGAGGCGGAGCAGGCGGCGCUGUCCUCGGAACUCUCCGCGGCCCAGACCGCCGCCGGCGAUCUGCGCGGGCGGCUGGAGCGCGCCGAGAAGCGCAACGCCGCCUACGAGAGGAGCCUGAAGGAGAACGCCGGUCACAUGAUCGCCGUCAUCGAGAAGAUGCAGAAGCUGGUGGACAAGACCACCAACCUGGCGGAGUCCCGGACGGAGAGUGGAGAGAAGGAAUGAGGGAGACGCCCAGGAGAGCAGACACGUCCGUCUGUGUGUCCGGGGGGGGGCCUUGUCCCAGAGGCCCGGGCAGGUCCGCAGGGACGUGGAGUUGGAGGGGGGAGGAAGAGGACGCGUGCGUCGAUUGCACGUGGACAGACCGACGAAGACGGACAGAGACUUGGACGCUGAGAACUGCACGAUGGCAAGGACGAGCGGACACAGAGGGCAGCGUAGCAGAAUUCAGACGCAGACGGACAUGCGAUCGCAGAUGGAGGCAGACACUUUGGGUACAGGGACGCUGACGGAGACUGGGAGACAUGCGCGGACACGUGCAGAUGUAUACAGACACGCGGACAGUGCAACUCCAGGCAUAGAUGAAUAGACUGUUUCUGAGGGAGGAGUGUUGGGAAUCCUGCUCUCCCCUCCUCCUCUCUCACUCUUUCUGGCUUUCCUUUUUUAUUCUUGACACCAGUGUUUUUAUUUCACCCUUCAAACUUUUUCUAAAUUAUAGAGCAGUUGGUCAUGAAUAUGUACUCCUCCUUUUUUGGGACUAAAAAAUGUGUUUUUGUUCCUCCAAGGUGUAGAACGUGUUGAAUACUCUUGGAACAGUGUUCUAGGUUUUAUUUAGAAGAAACAGUUCUGCUUUCCCUGAACAAGAGUCAUUAACCUUGCCCUAAGCCCUUGAAAAUGCGGCAGCCUCUUUGGUCAUGUUUGUUUCUGGACUUCUAGCAAAUAAACUUCUGAAAGGCUGGCCAUCAGUCCAUAAGUGGGACUUUUUAAUUAGUUUCUUACUGUGGGUCCCUUUCCGAAGGCAGACAUGUGAAGGUAUAGUUCUAAUCAUGCAGUGAUUUGUAGCUCUGCUGAAGUUGCGUUCCUUUCUGAACAGUGGCCACUACAGCACCGGUAUAUACAGCAUGACAGACGAUCUAACGCAUUUUCAUCCGUCCAGACACACUCCAGUCCCCCUGUGUCACCGGUACUGUCGGUACCAGAGCCAAACGUUGGUAGAUUAGUAAUGAAUUGGAUCUGACUUCUGUGGAAGGGGGAAUCUGAAUUGAUCCCUUGCGCCGAUGCUUUUCAAAUAAAGACUGGAGAAAUUCUCUCAACUGUUUUAAAAUGAUCCGACUCUCUGUUCUUCACACCUGCAGUGUCUCCUGCUUGAUUUGAGCUUUUGAACAUUUGCAGUUCACUUAGGAUCAGGGUGACUAUAAAUCUCCCCAUCAGGCACAGAACAGUCUUAUUUUGUCAUGUUCUUUUUCCUAUAAAGCCCAUGCAUAAUACUGUCAACCUGCUGAAAGCUCCUGGUUUUAGUACUUUGUAUUUAUUUUUCCCUGAAUUUGCUCUUAACAUCUCUGAGUUAGAGUGAACACACUCCCAGUUCUUACUUGGGCUACUUUAAGAUGCAACAAGCUUAAUAGAGCUGCCCCUAAACUGAAGUUAAGGCCAGCGUCUAAAUUAAGGCCAGCGUUUUUCUCAGUUUUGGAAUUUAGGUUCUAUGUAUGCAGACAUGCGGACAGCAUGCAUCAGCAAAACAAUACAUUUCAUUUGAAUUCUAUCAUUUCUAAAAAAUGCCUAAUUACUUUUCCAUUAUGUAUUUGGUUGCUGAUAAUUAAAUGAGUUAUUUGUUUAUUG
Messenger RNA from Lepisosteus oculatus (spotted gar), 4857 nucleotides. RefSeq names its product cell cycle and apoptosis regulator 2 (gene ccar2). Gene Ontology annotation, biological process: regulation of DNA-templated transcription. NCBI's taxonomy places the organism in Eukaryota, Metazoa, Chordata, Actinopteri, Semionotiformes, Lepisosteidae. The record is from RefSeq and is a predicted model, not a curated record. Gene Ontology annotation, cellular component: nucleus.